Molecule: messenger RNA, 924 nt
Organism: Aureobasidium musti
Lineage: Eukaryota; Fungi; Ascomycota; Dothideomycetes; Dothideales; Saccotheciaceae
Source: the annotation of a GenBank genome assembly
AUGUCCAAAGCUCUUCUCAUCACAGGUGCAACCGGCAAGCAAGGCGGCGCCACAAUUGACGCCCUGAUCAGCUCUCCAUCCCACAGCUCCGAAUUCACAAUUCUAGCCGUCACCCGCAACCCAUCAUCAGCCUCAGCAGUCGCAUUACAGAAGAAGUCUCCAGCCAUAAAGCUAGUGACCGGCGAUCUCAAAGACGUGCCCGGUGUCUUUGACGCAGCCGAAGCAAUCCACAAACCCAUCCAUGGAGUCUUCAGUGUACAGACCUUUAUGGGUCAAGGCCAGAGCGUCGAGACUGAAGAGCAGCAAGGCAAAGCACUUGUAGAUGAAGCACUCAAACGCGGUGUCAGUCAAUUCGUCUACGCAUCGGUGGACCGUGGCGGCGACAAGUCUCUUGAGAACCCAACAAAUAUCCCGCACUUUAUCUCCAAGCAUAAUAUCGAGCGUCACUUGGUCGACAGAACAAAGGGCUCAAGCAUGUCGUACACCAUCCUCCGUCCCGUCGGCUUCAUGGACAACUGGGUCCCCGGCAUGAUGGGCAAGAUGUUUGGAGCCAUGUGGGCUUCAGCGCUAUCGCCAGACCGCAAGCUGCAAUUGAUCGGUGUGAAAGACAUUGGCCACUUCGCCGCCGAAGCCUUCCGUAACCCUGCCCGCUACAACAACCGCGCCAUCAGUCUCGCAGGAGAUGAGCUCACUCUCAAAGAAGCAGACAAGGUGUGGAAGGAUGCAAUUGGCCAGGGAGUGCCAAAGACCUAUUCCUUCAUGGGCUCUGGCUUGCUGUGGGCGAGCAAGGAGUUGGGCUCUAUGUUCAGAUGGUUCGAGACCGAUGGUUACAAUGUCGACAUUGCGGCUCUCAGAAAGGAACACCCUGGUCUGCAGACUUUGGGUGAUUGGAUUGUCAAGGAAAGUGCUUUCAAGAAGGAAUAG